Molecule: messenger RNA, 832 nt
Organism: Cornus florida
Lineage: Eukaryota; Viridiplantae; Streptophyta; Magnoliopsida; Cornales; Cornaceae
Product: protein SMALL AUXIN UP-REGULATED RNA 12-like
Exons: 1
Coding region: 257-571 (104 amino acids)
Biological process (GO): response to auxin
Source: RefSeq, a predicted model, not a curated record
CUACAUGUUUUGAGGUCACACAGUACCCAAAAACACCCAUGGUCUCUCCUUUGCCCCCACAAGCCCACAUGACAAUGUUUCUCUCUCAUGCAAUCCUCAAAGUCUCAUUCUAAAUACACCUACAUACACACCCCUAUUCUCACCACACCACCCUCACAACUUUCCCUGCUUUCUCUCUCAUCCCAAUUACAAACCUCUUCUCUCAACCUUUCAGCCCCCAAACAGAAUUUCAAUUCCUCUCUCUAGAAAAGAAAAUAUGGCCAUUAAGAAAUCAAACAAGGUGUCACAACCCACAGUCCUAAAGCAGAUUCUGAAGAGGUGCUCUAGUUUGGGAAAGAAACAUUGGUAUGAUGAAGAAGGGCUUCCUUUGGAUGUCCCAAAAGGGCACUUUGUUGUGUAUGUUGGUGAGAAUAGAAGAAGAUACAUUGUUCCAAUCUCUUUCUUGUCACAUCCAGAGUUCCAAACCCUCCUCCAACGUGCAGAGGAAGAGUUCGGGUUCAAUCACGACAUGGGUCUCACCAUUCCUUGCGAAGAAGUCGUUUUUCAAUCUCUCACAUCAAUGCUCAGAUAGACAGAUUCAUUGUGACUUGUUUGUUUGGAGAGAAUUGGAGAAAGAUCAUGAAGCUGCUUCUCUGCUUCUGUGUUUUCAAUUCUUUUUUUUCUUUUUUUGGGAGGGGUUAUUACGCUACAGUUAAUCUAACCCAGUACCCAAGAAGUACACCUUUUGGGUUCAAAUAUGUAUAUCUCAAAAAAUUCAAAUUUUCCUCACAGGGGUGUUUAGUUUGUCCCUGUGAGAGAACUAAUAUUAAGGAUUGUUCCCCUGUUUUUUCUA